This is a messenger RNA of Zophobas morio, 2565 nucleotides long. RefSeq names its product apoptosis-inducing factor 1, mitochondrial (gene AIF). Lineage: Eukaryota; Metazoa; Arthropoda; Insecta; Coleoptera; Tenebrionidae. Gene Ontology annotation, cellular component: mitochondrion; cytoplasm. Gene Ontology annotation, biological process: mitochondrial respiratory chain complex assembly; apoptotic process. The record is from RefSeq and is a predicted model, not a curated record. Bases 398 to 2446 code for a protein of 682 amino acids. The transcript has 8 exons. Gene Ontology annotation, molecular function: NAD(P)H oxidase H2O2-forming activity; protein dimerization activity; FAD binding.
UGCAACCAGUAAAAUCGGUGUGUGUAUUCAGUUAAUUAAAUUAUCAAUUUUCAUUCAUAAUUAAAGUUUUGGUUGCCCUUUUUCACCCACACAGUAUUAAAAUAUCCUUUUUUCGUACGACUAGACUGGUUUUCAUUGUUUUAUCUACACCGUUUGAUGCGAAAGAAGUUUGAGGUUAUGUUCUCUCAGGUGCACAACGUGAACAAAAUCUGCGGCCGGUGUUACGUUUAGCCAUUUUUAUCAAUAAAACUCGAAAAGAGCGCCUAGUUACAGUCUCGUAUGACAGGACAGAACAAAUUCUCAAUUGGUUUGUCAUUUCUGGCACAUGAAAACCGCAAUGUGUAAAUCUUCCUUAUAACGGUGUCCUCUUUUGAAAAACCAAAAAUUUACCCCCAUCAUGUUCCGAAUAAACCAUUUGCUAAAACUCAGAAACGUGAGCCUUAAACUUAUCCAGAAAUCUCCAGUUGAAAGGGCAUCAUGUUUUGCUGUACAGCGUGUAGAUUUCCACCGAGUCGUUCGAUUCUAUUCAAGAGACAAAGACGACCCCAGUAAAAAGGUACCAAAAAUUGAUGAGAAAACCUGUGAUGAAAAAAAACUCAAAAAAGAACGUAAAGUUGUCCUUCGUGAUUGUAAACCUGUCGAUAUCCAUCCUUGCCACCCUCCUAAACCUGGUGCCCAAUCGCGUCUACCACAUAUAAAUGAGGAUGAGUGCCCCCCAAAACCCACGCUUGAGGAAGAAUGCCCGCAGGCUAAGAUAGAGCCCCCUCCGGUGUGCCCCCACGAUAGGGGCAGCUGGUGGGACAACUACAAGAAUGCGAUAAUUGCAGGGCUUCUUCUAGCGGCAGCAACUUUAGGCGCGUUACUCUUGGCUGGCCAGGGCGAUAAAGUAGAGGAAGUUGUGGAAAAGAAGAAGGAAGUUGAAAAGAAGAAAAAAUCAAAGAGGGUCCCCAUUAAAGAUCCACCCACAUCAGCCGAUAUUCCAAAUAAAGUCCCAUAUCUUCUCAUAGGAGGGGGCACCGCGUCAUUCGCGGCCUUUCGUGCCAUCAAAUCGGCGGACCCCAAAGCAAAAGUUUUAGUUAUUACUAAUGAGUCGUUUCACCCUUACAUGCGGCCCCCUCUUUCUAAAGAAAUGUGGUACAACGAGGAUGCAGAAGCAGUAAAAAAGCUCAUUUUUAAACAAUGGAACGGUUCCGAGCGAAACCUGUUUUACGAACCAGAUGACUUCUACAUCAAGUGUACACAGUUGAUUCAAAAUCCGAAUGGGGGCGUCGCAGUCGCUCGAGGUUAUACAGUCACCCAUCUUGACGUCUACAACCGUAUUGCAUACCUUGACGAUGGAUACGCUAUCGAGUACGACAAAUGUCUCCUCGCUACAGGUGCCAACCCAAAAAUGCUAAACGUUUUUGACGCCGCCUGUUCAUCUGACCCCAACGUGGACGAAAGAGUGAUGCUUUUCCGAAACAUUUUUGAUUUUGAGGACGUCUUUGAAGCUUUUGAGGCGUCUAAGUCGGUGGCGAUCAUAGGCGGCGGGUUCUUGGGCAGCGAACUGGCUUGUGCUUUAGCGCGGAAAGGCAAAAAGAAAAACCGGGACGUGUACCAAAUCUUCCGCGAGAGCGGCAACAUGGGCAAAAUCCUCCCCGAGUACCUCAGUAACUGGACAACUGAAAAAGUGAAAGCGGAGGGCGUCCACGUUUUAAAAAACACAGAAGUCAUAGGCGUAAAAUUCGAAGAUGGCCGCCUUUUGCUCGUCCUCAGCGACGGCAAAAUGAUCUCCGUGGACCACGCGAUCGUCGCCGUGGGCGUAGAACCCAACACCGACGUAGCGGAAAAGUCAGGCCUCGAAGUGGACCCCGAACUGGGUGGAUUCCUCGUCAACACCGAGCUGAUGGCCAGGUCCCACCUAUACAUAGCCGGCGAUUGCGCCUGCUUCUACGACACGAAGUUGGGGCGGCGACGAGUGGAGCACCACGACCACGCGGUAGUCACGGGCCGGCUAGCCGGGGAGAACAUGACGGGCGGCAGAAACCCCUACUUGCACCAGAGCAUGUUCUGGUCGGACCUCGGACCCGACGUGGGGUACGAAGCUAUCGGGGUUGUGGACGCGAGUUUGCCCACGGUAGGCGUGUUCGCCAAGGGGUCGGACAAGGACACCCCCAAGGCGGUGGUCACGGAAACGGGAGAAGGGAUAAGGUCGAAGACUGAGGCGCAGCAAAGCGAGAACAAGAACAAAAGCCAAGAGAAGGAAGGAGACGAGGAGAAGAAGGAAGAAAGUAGUCAGGAUUAUGGAAAAGGAGUCGUUUUUUAUUUAAGGGAUGAUGUGGUAGUCGGAAUUGUGUUGUGGAACGUAUUCAAUCGAAUGGCGACUGCUAGGCAAGUGCUGAAGGAUGAGCGCAAGUACGACGAUCUCAACGAAGUGGCGAAACUUUUCAACAUUCACGAAGAUUAAUCUACAUUCCGGCACGCGCCAUGAAUUUUUGCAGUUUGUUUGUGUGAGAAGUUGGAGCUUCGAUUGAUUCGUUCUAUUGUAUAUAGAAAGAAGUUUAAAAAUAAAUGUCAACUUUGCCA